Molecule: messenger RNA, 1865 nt
Organism: Sander lucioperca (pikeperch)
Lineage: Eukaryota; Metazoa; Chordata; Actinopteri; Perciformes; Percidae
Gene: lum
Product: lumican
Exons: 3
Coding region: 81-1109 (342 amino acids)
Molecular function (GO): protein binding
Source: RefSeq, a predicted model, not a curated record
AGACCCACACUGAACACCACACUGUUCUUACCUACUGGCCCUCCACCCCACGCACACAAAGAGUGAGAACCGCAGACGUUAUGUUCCCUCUCCGUGUACCCCUGUUGGUCGUAUUGGUCAGCGUGGCACUGUGCCAGUAUUAUGAUUAUGACUACCAGCCUCAUUCUAUGCAAGGACCCUCAGGGCCCAACUGUAAUCAAGAAUGCGACUGCCCAUUCAACUUCCCCACUGCCAUGUAUUGUGACAACCGCAAGCUCAAGUUUGUUCCAGUAGUCCCAACAGGGAUCAAGUACCUGUACCUCCAGAACAACCAGAUAGAAGAGAUCAAGGCAGGAGUGUUUGAUAAUGUCACUGAUGGACUUCGCUGGCUGAUACUUGACAACAACCAGAUUACCAAUGCUAAGAUAGCAAAGGGCACAAUCGACAAACUUACAGUCCUGGAGAAGCUACACUUCAGCUACAACAACCUGACAGAGCCAGUUGUCCCCCCCUCAAAGUCCCUUGAUGAGCUGAAGCUAAUGCACAACAAGUUAUCCAAGUUCCCCUCUGGACUCUUGAGUGACAAGGAGAACUUGACCUCCAUCAACCUUCAGCACAAUCAGCUAACGUCCGAUGCCAUCGGGGGGGCAUUCAAAGGGCCAAAGAAGCUGCUGUCCCUGGACAUGAGCCAUAACAAGCUGAAGAAGCUGCCUGCCGGAGUUCCCAGUUCACUGGAAAUUCUCUACGCUGACUACAAUGACAUUGACAGUGUCGGAGCAGGAUACCUGAACAAGAUGCCCUCGCUGCAGUACCUGAGGAUCUCCAACAACAAGCUGGUGGACUCCGGACUCCCUGCUGGAGUGUUCAAUGUGACAUCACUAGUGGAGCUGGACCUGUCUUUCAACAAACUGCAGUCCAUCCCUGAGAUCAACGAGAAGCUGGAGCAACUCUACCUCCAGGCCAACGAAAUCAACAAGUUUGACCUGGCAAGUUUCUGCAAGCACAUAACUCCUGUCAACUAUUCCAACCUGAAGCAUCUGCGUCUGGACGCCAACAACAUCACACACAGCAGCAUGCCCCCUGACUCCUCCAACUGCCUGCGCCUUCUUUCAGAUGUCAUGUUUGAAUAAGGACCUCCCUCAAAUCUAUGACCUCUCCAUUACCCCCUUUUCUACUACCAUUAUAUGGCUCAGCCCAAUGCCUUCUGGAUUAAAAUUGUGUAAUAUCCCUCCUGACAUAGUGCUCACAUGUCCUUGCACAUAAGUAGUAUGCAAAUCUGAUGCACUGUAAUGGCAUCUUCAUCAAUUAAAAUAUAUAUCUUGAAUAAAUCAAGAGCUGGGCAAAUUUGAUGGCAAGAGAAGCUAGCAACAAGUUUGCAACAUACUAUUGGCAAACAUCAAACAUAAACAUGAAGGCAAAAAAUAGACAAAAAAAAUACAAAAAUACAAAAAGUAAAGGACCAAAAGUUCUAUGAAUAAAAAUCGAUUCAUAUGCUUUGAUUUAAAACACACACUUUAAACAUUCCAAACUUGCAUUUGAUUACAUUGAAUUCAGACACAAUGGAGUAAAUGAUGGCUCCAAUGUCUCAAUUCAAUCAUCAAUCGUCAUUUUGUUGUCUGUCUUGUAUGUUCUAAUGUUUAGCAUGUAUAAUAUAAUGUGGGUACAACAAAUAAUCCAUUGCUGUGCAAAGGACCAGCAAACAAGGACUGUGUACUCAGAUUUCAGUGUGUAGUGCCCAAUGUGAGAAAUUAUGAACAAAUGUAAAACAGCAGUAACAUAGAAGUCACAUUUUUCAACUCGUGAAUGAAUCAAAGUGGUUUUAAGGUUAAUACCAUUGUUAUUUACUUGUGUCUGCCUUUUUUAUAAAUGGUGCCUUGAUGCAAAUA